Messenger RNA from Ostertagia ostertagi, 1269 nucleotides. NCBI's taxonomy places the organism in Eukaryota, Metazoa, Nematoda, Chromadorea, Rhabditida, Trichostrongylidae. The record is from the annotation of a GenBank genome assembly.
AUGAGAGUGAUAUCUUCGUGUACAAGGGCUUUGCUACUUCGGUCUAACAACAUGCUCCUAGUUCGGACCAUGGCAUCGCAACCGGAUCCGUUUAUCAUGGAGGCCCUCUCGGGCUCAGACGAAGGUAUUGUCCUGUUUAGGAUGAAUCGCCCUCAAACCAAGAAUGCCAUAAGCAAAUUGUUCUUAGAACAGUUCAAGGAAAGCAUUUACUCCGUGAAGUUCAACAAGAGUGCACGAGUUGUCAUACUUAAGAGCGAUGUGGAAGGAGCUUUCUGUACAGGUGCUGAUUUAAAGGAGCGUAAAUCAAUGCCUGUGGAAGACGUGCCCAAAUUUGUGGACUCAUUACGGUCAUCGUUCAGUGAGCUUGAGCUCCUUCCACAACCUGUGAUUGCGGCAAUUGAUGGCUAUGCUCUUGGUGGUGGUCUGGAGAUGGCUCUUGCUUGUGAUAUCCGCGUCGCCUCAACUAAUGCGAAGAUUGGUUUAACGGAAACAAGAUUAGCAAUCAUUCCUGGAGCCGGAGGCACUCAACGACUCACACGGGCUGUAGGACCGUCCAUGGCAAAAGAACUAAUAUUCACUGGACGAAUGAUCAGUGGUGAAGAAGCGUGUAGAAUUGGUCUUGUGAAUCACUGCACAAAGACGGAUGCGUUCUCAAAAGCGAUGGAAAUUGCGCGUGACAUUGUUCCGAGGGGUCCACUAGCUGUUCGCCUUGCGAAGAUCGCCAUUGACGCUGGAUCAGGAACGGAUUUGAAUAGUGGCCUAGUUAUGGAACAACAAUGCUAUGCCCAGAUGCGGCAAUCGAUCCUACGAUUCAAGUGGGACGUCAUGGUUUCCGUCGCGCUGUCACGACCGCAGGUUAUAGCUGCGCCCAUGACUGAGAUAGAAAAGAGGUAUCAUUCACUUCAAAUGGAGGAAGAACAGGAGAGAAGUCUGAUGUGUGAUUUUGAAUUGAAAUCGCGACACGAUGAGAAGCUUCUUGCAAAACGUGCUGAAUUGGAACGAGAAGGAAAGGAGUUAUCUGAGCUAGAUGAGCAGAUUGGAUUAACCAAUUCGAUGAUUCAGGACGAGUGGAAUAGGAGAGGAGAACAGCUUGUGAAAAACCUCAAACUCGACAACCCUCGCUCGCGAGAGAUCAACGACGAUCGGUCGUUACAACGUAUGCUGGAUCGAAAGCUUUUACUUAUUGUUCAACAACGAUUCGGAAAUGAUAAUUACAAAAGUCCGUGGAUUCUCCCGCAGUUGAAACACGAAUCCGGAGAAACUCUACUA